CUUUGCUUCUUGCCGUCGUUGUUGCCUCCUCGCUCGCCUUGUGUCCAACCAUACGGCAGGCCCCGGGCUUCACAAGCCCUUCUUCGCCCGCCCUACCGCCACCUUCGGCGCCACGAUGUUCAUCCUCUCCACACUAAGUGAUACGAUCUUCAUCCCCUCCUCCUCCUUCACCCGAGUCGACCCUAGCAGCUCCGCCUCCUCCUCAGCGCAAAUUGCGCCUACCUCCCUCUCCUCGCUCAGCCAGGCCUUGAAUGCCAAGUAUGCCAAUCGGGUCAUACCUGAUGUCGGGCUCUGUAUCUGCCUUUUUGAUGUGCUGGAGGCAAGUGAGGGGAGGGUGAAAUGGGGAGAUGGAGGAUUGUGGCAUAAGUGCCGAUUUAGAUUGGCCGUUUUCCGGCCCUUUGUGGGUGAGGUGCUGGUGGGCAAGGUUAUGAGUUCUGAUGAGGGGGGCAUCAGAGUCUCCAUGGGCUUCUUCGACGACAUCCACAUCCCCUUGCACCUCCUCCCCUCACCACACGCCUUCGACCACAAGGAGCGCGCCCACUUCUGGCUCUUCGACCCCUCUCACCCCUCAUACAUCACCGACCCAAUCACCGCACCGGACACGGAGCGCUUCUACCUGGAUCAACACGAGGCCAUCCGCUUCGUAGUCGAAGACGACAUCUUCGAAGAGGGCGAGCCACCCCUCCCCGCCGGUGCACUGAAAGAGGGGGAAAAAGCUGGGGACAAGGCCGGUACGAGCGGUGGUGGGUCGGGGGCUAUCGGUGGCGGCGUCACAAUGGAGGCUAUGGAGGCUGCGAGGGCUAAGCGUAAGCCCCCCUACAGGAUUACGGCGAGCAUUGCGGGGCAGGGGUUGGGAUUGAUCAAUUGGUGGAUGGGGGCUGCUGCUGUUGGUGAUGAGGGUGGGGAGGAGGGCGAGCAGUACGAUGAGGGGGAUGAGGUGAUGCAGGAGUAG
This is a messenger RNA of Jaminaea rosea, 952 nucleotides long. RefSeq lists its product as hypothetical. Gene Ontology annotation, biological process: DNA-templated transcription; transcription initiation at RNA polymerase III promoter. Gene Ontology annotation, cellular component: RNA polymerase III complex. The record is from RefSeq and is a predicted model, not a curated record. Bases 116 to 952 code for a protein of 278 amino acids. The transcript has 3 exons. NCBI's taxonomy places the organism in Eukaryota, Fungi, Basidiomycota, Exobasidiomycetes, Microstromatales.